This is a messenger RNA of Lycium ferocissimum, 1714 nucleotides long. RefSeq names its product AUGMIN subunit 5-like. Gene Ontology annotation, biological process: spindle assembly. Gene Ontology annotation, cellular component: spindle microtubule; HAUS complex. The record is from RefSeq and is a predicted model, not a curated record. The transcript has 5 exons. Lineage: Eukaryota; Viridiplantae; Streptophyta; Magnoliopsida; Solanales; Solanaceae. Bases 344 to 1714 code for a protein of 456 amino acids.
UUUUUGAACUUUGCCUAAUUUGUCUUUUGAGUGUGGAUCCACUGCCCUUUCCAAAUUUCCCAAUUUGUGUACACUUCGAGUGAGCUACAAAUCCCUUGCAGCGACACUAAUUCUACAGUUCUACUCUAACCACCCUUCCAUUAUCAAUCUCAUUCUUCAGAUCUGUCAAUAUUUAUAUUCAAAAUUCAUUUUAAAACAUACUUUUUAACUUAUGCUUUUAUCUCCAAUUUCGGAUCAGUUUGUUUUGAGGCUAUCAAUCAAUUAACUAUUCCUAAUUUCAAACUGGAGUAGUUAAUCAAUUAAUUGCAAUUUAUUGUGAAAAUUGGAAACUCUAGGUUUUGAUAUGGCAGGAUCGUCGUCCGUACAACCAGAAGCAAUAUUAGAAUGGCUACAAAAAGAAAUGGGAUACCAACCAUUAGGUUCAUAUGCAGCUUCAAGCAAAGCAACAAUGCCCACAAUCGAUUCGCUUCGCAAAAUUUGCCGUGGUAACAUGAUACCUAUAUGGAAUUUUCUUUUAAAUAGAGUUAAAUCUGAGAAAACUGUCGAAAAAGUCCACCGUAAUAUCCUCGUACACGGUCGAGACGAUAAUGGUAGUAAUAAUGGAAUUGUUAGGAGGAAGGAGAGCGGUAGUUCGGGUUUGGGGGCGUCGUCGAGUGGUGAGAAUAGUAGGGAAUUUGCUUUGCAAGAGAGGGAUUUGGCUGAGAAAGAAGUGGAAAGGCUAAGGCAGAUAGUGAGGCGUCAAAGGAAAGAGUUGAAGUCGAGAAUGUUGGAGGUGUCGAGGGAGGAGGGUGAGCGUAAACGCAUGCUUGACGAGAGGUCUAACUGCAGACAUAAACAAGUAAUGCUGGAGGCUUAUGAUCAACAGUGUGAUGAAGCUGCAAAAAUAUUUUCCGAGUACCAUAAACGUCUAAGUUAUUAUGUUAACCAAGCAAGGAAUGUUAAGCGGUCUAGUGUUGAUUCUUCUGCUGAGGUGGUUACUACUUUUCAGGCAAAUGAGAAAGAUGUUUAUUCAACUUUUAAAGGAACCAAAAGUGCGGAAGAUGUCAUUCUCAUUGAAACAACCUGGGAAAGAAAUAUCAGGAAGGCAUGUGAGUGUCUUGCUAUGCAGAUGGCUGAAAAGAUUCGCAACUCUUUUCCUGCUUAUGAAGGAAACGGAAUCCAUAUGAAUUCUCUGUCACAAGCUGCCAAGUUGGGUAUUGACCUUGAUGGUGAUUUACCCGAUGAAGUAAGACAAGCAAUUGUAGGUUGCCUGAAAAGUCCUCCGCAGUUGCUACAGGCAAUCAAUGCCUAUGCUCAAAAGCUGAAGACUACAAUUACUCGAGAAACAGAGAAAGUUGACGUUAGAGCUGAUGCAGAGAUUCUAAGGUACAAGUACGAGAAUGAGAGAGUAAUGGAUGCUUCUUCUCCUGAUGUAACAUCACCUUUACACUAUCAGCUUUAUGGCAAUGGGAAAAUUGGAGGUGAUACGUCUUCAAAAGGGAGCCAAAAUCAACUUCUUGAGAGACAGAAAGCACAUGUUCAGCAAUUCAUGGCUACUGAAGAUGCAUUGAAUAAAGCCGCAGAGGCGAGAAAUAUGAGCCAACAGCUUUUAAAGCGUCUGCAAGGAACUGGUGAUGCACUCUCUUCACAGUCACUAGUAAUUGGAGGAACAUCAAAGAGUAUGAGCAGCCUUAGGCAACUUGAGUUGGAGGUCUGGACAAAGGGGAAGCAGUAG